Capsella rubella is the source of this 455-nucleotide messenger RNA. Its product is annotated as auxin-responsive protein SAUR24-like. The transcript is spliced from 2 exons. The record is from RefSeq and is a predicted model, not a curated record. Bases 149 to 334 code for a protein of 61 amino acids. Gene Ontology annotation, biological process: response to auxin. NCBI's taxonomy places the organism in Eukaryota, Viridiplantae, Streptophyta, Magnoliopsida, Brassicales, Brassicaceae.
CGUUGAUCUUUCUAUAUAUACGCACUUAACUCAUUCUUUCUUUCCAUCAUCAACCAACAACAAGCAAAUCCAAUAACUUGAAUCUUCUCAUACAUCUUCAGAAGCUUCAAAAGAAUUCAAACUUUUCAGACACUAAAAGAGAAAAGAAAUGGCUUUCGUGAGAAGUCUACUGGGUGCGAAGAAGAUUCUAAGCCGCUCAACCGGAGCAGCCUCGGCGGCACCAAAAGGGUUUCUUGCGGUGUACGUAGGAGAGAGCCAGAAGAAGAGAUAUUUGGUGCCAAUCUCAUACUUAAACCAUCUUACUUUAGAAAAUAGACUUAUUCAUUGUAAAUAGCUGAGCAUUUUUGCUCUUUCUUCUAAUUGAAAGAGUCGUUGUUCCAAAAGUUUAGAGAGUGAAUGCCAUUUUAAUGCAACAGACAAGAUUCAUAUCAAUACAAUUUUAUUGGAUCGAUCAU